Messenger RNA from Falco peregrinus (peregrine falcon), 2796 nucleotides. It is a transcript of the gene EFEMP1, whose product is annotated as EGF containing fibulin extracellular matrix protein 1. The coding region runs from base 335 to 1687 and encodes 450 amino acids. Lineage: Eukaryota; Metazoa; Chordata; Aves; Falconiformes; Falconidae. Gene Ontology annotation, molecular function: calcium ion binding. The transcript has 11 exons. The record is from RefSeq and is a predicted model, not a curated record.
UCCGGCAGGUGCUCGGCGGAGGCUUCUCCCCGCGGGGAGCCGGGUCGCUCCCGGGGCGGCCGGUGAGCCUCUAUCGAGCGCUCCCUCUGCCACCCCGGAACGUGCGACAGCGGGGCGGUCGCGCUGCCUGCUCCUUGCCCGGCGCCGCGCCGCAGCGCACCGCUUCGGCUCGGUGUGGCGUUAAGUGCGAUGUUAUUUUAAACUCCAUUUAGUUAUUAUUAUUUCCGGCCCCCCCCUCCCCGCUGGAUAAAACACAGCGGAGUGGCGGCGCGGCCGAGCCUCACCCUCCUCUCGCCGGAGCGCGGGGCCGCGUCCCGGCCGCCUCAGGUUCACGAUGUUGACAGCUAUGUUCUUGGCUGCUCUCAUUCUCAUUACAGUACAGUCGCAGGAAACUGAAGAAACCAUAACGUACACGCAAUGCACGGAUGGCUAUGAAUGGGAUCCUGUUAGGCAACGGUGCAAAGAUAUUGAUGAGUGUGAAAUAGUCCCAGAUGCAUGUAAAGGUGGGAUGAAAUGUGUUAACCACUAUGGAGGAUACCUCUGUCUACCUAGAACAGCACAAAUAAUUGUAAAUGAGCGAGAAGAAGCAGCAGCUGAAUCCACUAGUGGUCGAAACAAUGUCAUUCGACGGACUCCAGCUGAUCCUCACCGUGCUCCUCCAAACCCAACUCAUCAAAUUCAGUGUGCAACUGGGUAUGAGCAAAGUGAUCACAAUGUGUGCCAAGAUAUAGAUGAAUGUGCAACUGGAACCCAUAAUUGUAGAGCUGAUCAAGUAUGUGUCAAUUUAAGAGGGUCCUUCAGCUGCCAGUGUCCUCCAGGCUAUCAGAAACGAGGGGACCAAUGCAUUGAUAUUGACGAAUGCACCCUGCCUCCAUAUUGCCACCAUCGAUGCGUGAACACUCCUGGUUCCUAUUAUUGCCAGUGUAAUGCUGGUUUCCAGUUAGCAUCCAACAACCACACCUGUGUAGACAUAAAUGAAUGUGAUGCCAAUAACCCAUGUGCACAACAGUGUUACAAUAUACUGGGUUCUUUCAUCUGUCAGUGUAAUCCAGGAUUUGAGUUAAGCAGUGACAGAAUUAACUGUGAAGACACUGAUGAGUGCAGAACCUCAAGUUAUAUAUGUCAAUAUCAGUGUGUCAAUGAACCAGGAAAAUUCUCAUGUGUCUGUCCUGAGGGAUACCAGGUAGUAGGAGGCAGAACAUGUCAAGAUAUAAAUGAAUGCGAGACUACGAAUGAAUGCAGAGAGGAUGAAAUUUGCUGGAAUUACCAUGGAGGAUUUCGUUGUUACCCAAGAAAUCCUUGUCAAGAGCCCUACGUCCUUACAUCUGAGAACCGCUGUGUCUGCCCUGUAUCAAAUGCCAUUUGCCGAGAGCUGCCUUACUCUGUUGUGUACAAAUACAUGAGCAUCCGUUCUGACAGAACAGUACCCUCCGAUAUCUUCCAGAUUCAGGCAACCACUAUUUACCCUAAUACUAUUAACACAUUCCGGAUCAAGUCUGGAAACGAAAAUGGAGAAUUUUACCUGAGACAAACAAGCGCCGUAAGUGCAAUGCUUGUACUGGUGAAAUCACUAUCAGGACCAAGAGAACACAUUGUGGACCUGGAGAUGCUAACAGUCAACAGUUUGAAUUAUCGUACAAGCUCGGUGUUAAGAUUAACAAUAAUAGUGGGACCUUAUGCAUUUUAGUGGUUUUCAAUAACCCUUCACUGGCACUUAAAGCAGCCAAAGAAUAUUAUCUUAAAGAAAGCACUUACUAUUUUAUUUAUAGAUUCUGCUCUUUUUUUUUUUUUUUAAGAUUUGUUUAGUAAGUUGAUAUCUUUAAUCCACACAUUACACCUGUAAUUCAAAAUUAGUAGAUGUGUUCCAUAGUAUAACAUGGGCAUUGUCACUUUCUGUAUAAAGAUUUAAGUCUUUUUUAUUACCUUUCUUGGACUAGAUACAUACUACACUUUUGUGUGAAAACUGUACGUUCAUACUAUCCUGUAAAACUUCACACAUCCUUCCUAGCCAAAUAAGGUCAUUCAAUUAUGAGGUGUUCUUUUUAUUUCAAAUGCUAAUGCAGCUACACUGACAAUCUCUAAAAGAAAAAAAAAAAUGUAGUAUGAGCGAUACACAAAGUAAUGGUUAUCUGAUAAGCUAAAAUAUAUUUCUUUUUAACUAUUUUGUAACAAAAGAUAAUGGUCAAUAAAAAUCUAUUUCUGUAGACAUUUAUGUGCUAUCACAGUUGGUUUUUGUAAUCUGGGUUGGAGGCAAAGUUACAUUGUGAGAAACAUUUUGCAUUGGGUUUUUAUAUGCAGAUUGCGUUAACCAUACCACAGAAUAACAUUCUGCUCUCUCCAAGAAAAAUAGACCAUAGGAAGAAAAUUUCUCCGACAGGGAAAGAAACUCCAAAUGGAAAAUCAGCACGCAGGGCACAUGUGUCCAUGUUUUCUCCUGAAAACACUGUUGGUAGUUACUGGUUAGAGGGAUACAGCGUUUCCAGACAGAGCACUGUUGGUAGUUACUGGUUAAAGGAAUACAGCAUUUUCAGACAGAAGUUAACAUGCUAUUUUUCCAGAAAUAUUAUGUUGUAUACUAAUAAUUGAGUGCAUUUGCAAUAAUAAGUUAUAUCAUUUUCAGGCACUCGGUCCUAUUCCUGCUCUUACAACUCAGAUUUAUCAUGUACAGUGUUCAUAAAAUUUAUUUCUAAUUCAAGAACUAAUAACAUCUUUUGUAAUAUGUAAAAUCUUUCUUGAUUAAAACAUAGUAGUUAAUCUUUUGAUGUACAAAAUUUUUAAUAAAGAUCACUUACCAUA